This is a messenger RNA of Oncorhynchus keta (chum salmon), 5183 nucleotides long. Its product is annotated as follistatin-A-like. The coding region runs from base 150 to 1127 and encodes 325 amino acids. The transcript has 6 exons. Gene Ontology annotation, biological process: negative regulation of activin receptor signaling pathway; multicellular organism development; regulation of BMP signaling pathway. Lineage: Eukaryota; Metazoa; Chordata; Actinopteri; Salmoniformes; Salmonidae. The record is from RefSeq and is a predicted model, not a curated record. Gene Ontology annotation, molecular function: protein binding; activin binding.
AGCUAGAGACCCUUAAAGAUUUUAAAAGAGAGACGGAGUCAGACAGUUUGACAGUCACUCACUGAGCUUUGCAUCGCGUGCGCACAGACACAACUUAUCCGCUGUGCGUCAGGACUGCAGUCGUUCGCGCCACUCUCCCAUCCGUUCCCAUGUUUAGGAUGCUACAAACACCACAGCUCCGUCAAGGCGUGAUUGCACUUUUUAUGUGGUUCACUCACUUUAUGGAGGACUACAAAGUCCAGGCGGGUAACUGCUGGUUGCAGCAGGGAAAGAACGGCCGGUGCCAGGUGCUCUACAUGUCCGGGAUGACCCGAGAGGACUGCUGCCGGAGUGGUCGUCUGGGCACCGCAUGGACCGAGGAAGAUGUGCCCAACAGCACGCUGUUCCGAUGGAUGAUCUUCAAUGGAGGCGCGCCUAAUUGCAUACCUUGUAAAGAAACAUGCGAUAGCGUUGACUGUGGUCCUGGGAAGAGAUGCAAGAUGAACAAGAGGAACAAGCCCAGGUGUGUGUGUGCUCCAGACUGCUCCAACGUCACAAGGAGGGGGUCCAUCUGUGGGUCGGAUGGAAAAUCCUACAAGGAUGAGUGUACAAUGCUCAGGGCCCGCUGCAGGAACCAUCCUGACCUGGAGGUCCAGUACCACGGACGCUGCCGCAAGACGUGUCACGGAGUUCGCUGCCCUGGCUCUGCGUCGUGUGUCGUGGACCAGACCAACAAUGCCUACUGUGUGGCCUGUAAUCACCAGUGUCCAGAGGUGAAAUCCCCUGACCAGUACCUGUGUGGCAACGACGGCGUUGUUUAUGCCAGCGCCUGUCAUCUGAGGAGAGCCACGUGCAUCCUGGGAAGGUCCAUCGGCGUGGCGUACGAAGGGAAAUGCCUUGACGCCCGGUCAUGUGGCGACAUCGUGUGUCGGGGAGCGAAAAGGUGUCUGUGGGAUGAAGCGAGUGGCCGCGGACGCUGCUCUGUGUGUGACGAGCCAUGUCCGGAGAGUCGCCCGGGUGAGAGUGUGUGCUCCAGCGACAACAACACCUACCCCAGCGAGUGUUCCAUGAGGCAGGCCGCAUGCGCUCAGCAGCGUCACCUGGAGGUCAAACACUCAGGUUCCUGCAACUGUUUAAACCAGGUUUAAACCAUCACCCCACUGCCCAGCCCAGCCCCCCUCUCAGCCUCCAGCCUCUCUCAUAACCACAAUCACUUUUCUUUAUGUCCCGUACUCUGGUCCAUGGAAGAAGAGAAGCAGACUGUCAGUGAAUCAAGUGAAGGAAAAUUUGAUUCAUGUUGCAGUUGGAUUCUGUGCUGUUGUUAGGGUCAAUGGGGCGGUGGUUAGAGCAUUGGACUAGUAGUUAGUUAGAGCGUUAGUAGUGGUUAGAGCGUUGGACUAGUAACUGAAAGGUUGCAAGAUCGAAUCCCCGAGCUGACAAGGUAAAAAUCUGUCGUUCUGCCCCUGAACAAGGCAGUUAACCUACUGUUCGUAGGCCGUCAUUGAAAAUAAGAAUUUGUUCCUAACUGACUUUCCUAGUAAGAUGAAAUAAAAUAAAUAACAAAUUAUGCUUAAUUUUGCUGUGAGAUUCUGUGCUGUUGUUAGGGUCAAUGAUGCUUAAUGUUGCAGUGAGAUUCUGUGCUGUUGUUUGGGUCAAUGAUGCUUAAUGUUGCAGUGAGAUUCUGUGCUGUUGUUAGGGUCAAUGAUGCUUAAUGUUGCAGUGAGAUUCUGUGCUGUUGUUAGGGUCAAUGAUGCUUAAUGUUGCAGUGAGAUUCUGUGCUGUUGUUAGGGUCAAUGAUGCUUAAUGUUGCAGUGAGAUUCUGUGCUGUUGUUAGGCUCAAUGAUGCUUAAUGUUGCAGUGAGAUUCUGUGCUGUUGUUAGGGUCAAUGAUGCUUAAUGUUGCAGUGAGAUUCUGUGCUGUUGUUAGGGUCAAUGAUGCUUAAUGUUGCAGUGAGAUUCUGUGCUGUUGUUAGGGUCGAUGAUGCUUAAUGUUGCAGUGAGAUUCUGUGCUGUUGUUUGGGUCAAUGAUGCUUAAUGUUGCAGUGAGAUUCUGUGCUGUUGUUAGGGUCAAUGAUGCAACUGCUAGUAGACAAUUUGUUCUUCCAUAUAUUCGUCAUCAGACAGGGAAGCUUGAGGAAGAGGGGAAGGAAGAAGAGGAGAAAGAAGAGCAGGAAUACUAGGAUUUUCUUCAUCAAUAUGUCCUGGAAUACAACGUUGAUGAUAAACCUUAUAAUAGCUGAAUAUUGUUUCAGUUCAGCCACAGAAUACUGUUCAUAUUGUAUAUAAAGUGUAUGCUUAUUUAUUUUCCAUGGAAGAGAAAUAAGCCAGGGUCUCCCGAACUCUGUCCUCGGGACCCCAAGGGGUGCAUGUUUAGGUUUUUGCGCUAGUACGACACAGCUGAUUCAAAUAAUCAACUAAUCAACAAGCAUUGGUCGUUUGAAUUGACUGUGUAUUGUUAGGGCAAAAACCAAAACAUGCAGCCCUUUGGGUGCCCAGGACCGAGUUUGAGAAACCCUGGCUGAACUAAGCAGUCGUAUAUUUGAAAUCUUGUAGGUGUUGUUUACUUGUAUGUAUUUAUAUAUUUUGUUUAUUAUUUAUACAUUAACAGUGUCCGUCUGUCUUACUGUAUACCUAAUGUCUCUUGCAUUUUAUCCAAAGAGAAAAUGUAUUAUUUAUUUGAGGUGCAAUACUACCCACAUUGAUGUUCUUGUUCUGUAAACUCCUGCAAUGCAUUCUCUGAGCUGUACACAUCUGCUUAUUGUGGGCAAGAUUUGGAUUUACCCCUUCUUGCAACAUUGUGAAAUGUUGGCUAGCGUGUUUAGUGUGUUCCAGUUUAUUUUAUGGAGAACUUGUUGCUCACCAAUGUAUAUACCCUAGUGAGAGAAAGGUUUUGUUGACCCAAAGCUGACCUAAAUGGCUUUGUCUAGUCUUUUGUUGAACCAGAGUUACCCGUCCUAGUCCCACUACAGUGCAUAGCGAUACUUUUAACGAGUCACUAUGGUCUCUCUCCCUUCAGAAAAUUACUAGCUUUGUUUAUUAAGGGGAGCAGGAUGGAUGCCACUAAAACAAUGUACAGUUGAUGUCGGAAGUUUACAUACACUUAGGUUGGAGUCAUUAAAACUUGUUAUUCAACCUUCUCCACAAAUGUCUUGUUAACAAACUAUAGUUUUGGCAAGUCGGUUAGGACAUCUACUUUGUGCAUGUCAAAAGUAAUUUAUCCAACAAUUGUUUACAAAAUGAUUAUUUCACUUAUAAUUCACUGUAUCACAAUUCCAGUGGGACAGAAGUUUACAUACACUAAGUUUACUGUGUCUUUAAACAGCUUGGAAAAUUCCAGAAAAUUAUGUCAUGGCUUUAGAAGCUUCUGAUAGGCUAAUUGACACCAUUUGAGUCAAUUGGAGGUGUACCUGUGGAUGUAUUUCAAGGUCUACCUUCAAAUUCAGUGCCUCUUGGCUUGACAUCAUGGGAAAAUCAAAUUAAAUCGUUCAAGGACUCAGGAAAAAAAUUGUAGACCUCCACAAGUCUGGUUCACCCUUGGGAGCAAUUUUCAAACCCCUGAAGGUACCAAGUUCAUCUCUAUAAAUAAUAGUAUGCAAGUAUAAACACCAUGGGACCAUGCAGCCGCUCAGGAAGGAGACGCGUUCUGUCUCCUAGAGAUUAACAUACUUUGGUGUGAAAAGUGCAAAUCAAUCCCAGAUCAACUUCAAAAGACCUUGUGAAGAUGCUAGAGGAAACAGGUACAAAAGAUCUACAUCCAUAGUAAAACGAGUCCUAUAUCGACAUAACCUGAAUGGCCGCUCAGCAAGGAAGAAGCCACUGCUCCAAAACCGCCAUAAAAAAAGCCAGACUACGGUUUGCAACUGCACAUGGGGACAAAGAUCGUUCUUUUUGGAGAAAUGUCCUCUGGUCUGAUGAAACAAAAAUAGAACUGUUUGGCCAUAAUGACCAUUGUUAUGUUUGGAGGAAAAAGGGGAAUGCUUGCAAGCCGAAGAACACCAUCCCAACUGUGAAGCAUGGGGGUGGAAGCAUCAUGUUGUGAGGGUGCUUUGCUGCAGGAGGGACUGGUGCACUUCACAAAAUAGAUGGCUUCAUGAAGGAGGGAAAAUGAUGUGUAUAUAUUGAAGCAACAUCUCAAGACAUCAGUCAGGAAGUUAAUGCUUGGUUGCAAUUGGGUCUUCCAAAUGGACAAUGACAAAGGACAAAGGACAACAAAGUCAAGGUAUUAUAGUGGAUCUCACAAAGCCCUGACUUCAAUCCUAAAAUUUGUGGGCAGAACUGAAAAAGCGUGUGCGAGCAAGGAGGCCUACAAACCUGACUCCGUUACGCCAGCUCUGUCAGGAGGAAUGGGCCAAAAUUCACCCAACUUAUUGUGGGAAGCAUGUGGAAGGCUACCUGAAACGUUUGACCCAAGUUAAACAAUUUAAAGGCAAUACCACCAAAUACUAAUUGAGUGUAUGUACAUUUCUGACCCACUGGGAAUGUGAUGAAAGAAAUAAAAGCUUAAAUAAAUCAUUCUCUCUACUAUUAUUCUGACAUUUCACAUUCUUUAAAAAAGUGGUGAUCCUAACUGACCUAAGACAGGGAAUCUUUACUAGGAUUAAAUGUCAGGAAUUGUGAAAAACUGAGAGUAAAUGUAUUUGGCUAAGGUGUAUGUAAACUUCUGACUUCAACUGUAUUAUGUUUUAUACAAUGUCUAAGUUGGAAUAAUUAGGUUUUUCAUGUUUUACCUUGACAAUGUUGGUUUUCAUAUUUCAUAAUGUGCCAAUUAAUACUCUUGUAGACUUUUAUGUGCCAAUCUAUUCCAGUGCGGUCAAUCACGUAAUUGAUAUCACUCCCUCUGUAAAUGUAAACGCAGUGUACCACAUAAUGUUCAUUACAUACAAUAUAUCACACUUAACCAUGUUGUUUUUCCUCACUCUAUCGAGGAAUAUUCAAGGAAAUCUGCAGCUGCUUGUUAAUAUAUUUGCUGUUUUGUCCUCAACAGAAAUGUGUUAAAAGUCAACAGCUGUUGCAUUUACAGCUGUGAUACAUUUCGAUGAAUAACCCCCUUGGUCUAUUUUGUUAUGUUGAAUAGAGAUUCAGUCAUAAAUAUAUAGUUUUGUAUUUUUUAUGUGAAUGUUAAAUGUACAUAAUAGCUAUGAUAUUACGAUGAUAUUUAUACAGGGCAGGAGAGUAAAUAAUAAAAAUAUGCUUUUUUUCCUCAAA